Botrytis byssoidea is the source of this 1023-nucleotide messenger RNA. RefSeq lists its product as uncharacterized. The record is from RefSeq and is a predicted model, not a curated record. NCBI's taxonomy places the organism in Eukaryota, Fungi, Ascomycota, Leotiomycetes, Helotiales, Sclerotiniaceae. The transcript has 2 exons. The coding region runs from base 1 to 1023 and encodes 340 amino acids.
AUGUCGGACUUACGCUAUCCUACCGUAUCACCGGCAAUGGUAGGGGACAUCAUGAAUGAAGUCAUAGUUCUAUAUCUUGAUGAUUUCAAUGAUCUAGUCAAAGUAAUUGUAGGCAAGGAUGAAGAGGAAUUAAGACCUCAGUUUGCAUCCAAAGUCUUGGCGUUGAAUUCAAAAUAUUUCCGCUUAACAAUCAAAAAUUAUUCAUUCCUACAGAAUGCCAUGAGCAAACCUCUUAUUAUCAAUCUCUGCGAACAAAACAUCGGAGCAUUGGAAGCUUUUUUUGUCUGGAAUACAACUGGCGAGAUUCUUUCCUCGGAGUCACUUUCUCCUGUCACCGCGGAGCCUGAUACAGCUGCAAUAACGACAGAGAAGCUUGAUAAAUACGUCCAUUUUUGGGAUCGGCUUUUGGAAUGUUACUUCUUGGCAGAUUUCCUGGGUGCUCCGGCCUUUGCUAAUGCCACCAUAGAUGCAUUACUCGAAGCCAUCGAUAAUGAGACAAAAGAUCGAGAAAAACUGGAACCAAAGUUUAAAGUCUCCGCGCCCCAUUUGGAAGUCGAAAAUCUCGAAGAUAAUCAGAAUCAUUUCGAUGGUGACGAAGAUGAAAAUGAUGAUGAGGAAGAUCGAUGGGAAGCAGGUGAACAUCGAGACCCCUUUGACAAGAAUCUGCCUCGACAAGAGACUAGACAGAUGCUUGGUACUUUGCCUUACCAAAUCCGACGAAUUUACUCCAUGACUACAGCAGAUUCGCUUCUUCGGAAGAUGCUUGUAGAUAAAAUCAUGAAACAGAGCACGGAUAAUCAUCCCUACUACGAAAAUCUGGACGGCUUGCUCAGGGAGGGUAUUCCAGUAGAAUUUCAUCAAGAUUUGAUGAAUGAAAUGAUGCGGAGCUUCACUAUAGUCCAUCAACUUAGCCAAGGCACCUACACUACACGUUUAAGCGCAGAUUCUCGAGCUGCACGAAGGUGCUAUUACCACAUUCAUAGAGUCGGGGAGAGGUGCCCCGAAUCCGAUUCUGGAUGGUGA